UACACGUGUUACUACCAUCUUCCCCUUUACUUCUUCUUUUUUAUCUUUGCUUCCAUGCAUGGUUUUCUCCUCCUAAUUCCAAAUAUAGCAUUGUAAUUUGUAAGAGAGAGAAACUGGAGAGAGACAGUAAACCUCUAGUAAUACUUAAAAUUUUCUUCUCUCCUUUUAGUAGCUUGUUUAUCCACCAGCUUUUUCAGCUCUCUUUUCUUGCCUAGUAGAUCUUGUUAUUGAUUAAAAUUCAUUUAUUUGAGCUAAAUAUUCAGAAUUCUGAAACCCCAUUUCAUAUUUCAGCUUCUUAUCUGGUUUAUAAUUGGUGCUGUUCUUUCUUGGUUGACUCUGUAUCAUUAGCUUGUUGGUUUAGUAGAAUGGUAUACAGAGUUCAAACAUAUUUUUGAGCUUGUGAGGAGUACUAGUAGCCGAGAGUCUCUCUGCCCUUCCAGAAUAGGGGUAAGGUUGCGUUCAUCUUACCCUCCCCAGACUCCACGAGAAUUCACUGGGUUUUUUUUUGUUGUUGUAGUUGCUGUUGUGAGGAAUACUAGUAAAAGUUCGGCUUUUUCUCUUGACCAUCUGAUUGGAUUGUUGUUUCUUGAAUUUUCACUAAAUUCAAUGAAAGAAGAUCAAGAACUGAAGUAUAUAUGCAAGUUUUGCAACAAAAGUUUCCCUUGUGGUAGAUCCUUAGGGGGUCAUAUGAGGUCUCAUUUGAUCAAUUCUUCCAUUGAUCAGACUAAAAAGAAGCUUCCAUUUAUUGAAUCAAGUUCUCCAAUUGCUGAUUAUGGUCUAAGAGAAAAUCCAAAAAAGACUUCAAAAUUUGCUGAGUCAAGUGAAGAUACUAAUUUGGUUCCAAAUCAGAAUAAGGUAUGUAAAGAAUGUGGCAAAAGUUUCCAAUCUUGGAAAUCAUUAUUUGGCCAUAUGAAGUGUCACUCAGAGAAAAUAAUAUCAUCUAUGAACAGUACUGUUGAAGAAGAUCCUUGGAACAAUAAUGCUAAUUAUGCAAUUCAAAAUCAGGUUAUGGAUAUUCAAUCUGAUACUGAAACAGCAACUCCUAAUAAGAAGAAGAGAUCAUCAAGAAAGUUCAAAAGGUAUAUAACAACUACAACUUCCUCUACUGUAACUGAGAUUGAACAAGAACAAGAGGAGGUUGCUAUGAGUUUGAUCAUUCUUUCAAGGGAUUCAAGAAAUGGGGUUGGACUAAAUCUUUUUACUGAUGAAAAUGGGAGUAAGAACUCCAAAUGUAAAGAUGGUGAAUUGGUCAAGCUGAAGAAAGUCAAAAAUGGGAAGCCAGAGAAAAAUGAGAGGUCAAAGUCAGAUGCAAGAACUCUUAGGAUUUCAAGAAAUGGUUACAACAUGGAUAAAUCAGAGGAAUCAGAUGAUAAGAAAAAGAAGAUUAAAGAGGAUAAAGAAAAUGGAUUUGAGGAGUCUGAAAUUGAAGUUCACUACAAAUUAGCCAAAGGGAGCUAUAGCAAGAAAAGAAACAUUGAAAUGAAUGAGUGUGAUAUUAGUGUAGAUAGCAACACAAAGAAACUAAGAGAUCAAGAUUCUGAUUCUGAGAAAAAGAUCAAAUUUGAGUGUACUGCUUGUAACAAGAGUUUUCACUCUUACCAAGCUCUUGGUGGUCAUAGAGCAAGCCACAAAAGGACUAAAGGCUGUGAAAAUAUUAUUGAUGAGAUUGAGCAUAUGCAAAAUCUGGCUGCUGAUAACAAGAUCACAAACACAAAGAAUAGCAGCAAUGACAGUACAAUUGAGACAAGUUCUGUGUCCAAGAAACUAAAGGGGUAUGAGUGUCCAAUUUGCUUCAAGAUUUUCCAAUCAGGUCAAGCUUUAGGUGGUCACAAAAGAUCCCAUUUGAUUGCUGAGGCCAAAAGCAACAACCAAGCUGUUAUAUUACAGAAACCAACACCAGAAAUCAGAGACUUUUUGGAUCUUAACUUGCCUGCUCCAGUUGAAGAAGAGAGCAAUGAACAUGUUGGGUUUCAAACAUGGUGGAUAGGAAGCAGCCACAAACAUGAGCAACUAGUGGGACUAAUUUCUAACUGACUCUAGUUCCACCAUUGGAAUCAGUCACUGAUCAGGACCUAUUGAAGGACGGACGUGAGACCUCUCAUUAUUCUAUUCUUAGAGUACGAACGUGAAACCUCUCGUUAAAGAUUGGAGGGAUCUCAUUCAUCUCGUGGUUCAUAUUGAAUUUCUAUCUUUCAC
Molecule: messenger RNA, 2196 nt
Organism: Nicotiana tabacum (common tobacco)
Lineage: Eukaryota; Viridiplantae; Streptophyta; Magnoliopsida; Solanales; Solanaceae
Source: RefSeq, a predicted model, not a curated record